Molecule: messenger RNA, 952 nt
Organism: Cylas formicarius (sweet potato weevil)
Lineage: Eukaryota; Metazoa; Arthropoda; Insecta; Coleoptera; Brentidae
Exons: 6
Coding region: 302-952 (216 amino acids)
Source: RefSeq, a predicted model, not a curated record
AGUAAAUUUUCUACCUAUUUGGUCGUAUCGAACGGAAUAAACCGUUUUAUUACUCCACGCCGUUAAAAAACGUACUUUUCUAUUUGCCUUUGAUAUUGUUGCAGUUUUAGUAUAUUUCGCAACUGCCGUCUUCGGAUUUUCGGAAAUAGAUGUCCUGGCCUUGUAUUUGGACGAGCAUUUUCCGUUGUUGAGAAACGUUUUGGUAGUUUUCGGCUUUGUGCACUAUUUUCUGCUAAUCCCGGUGCUAUCUAUUCCGAAUUUAAUAGUCUAUUACGGCUUGCAUAUAGCCUACAGACUUGACAUGCUCUGUGUUCUCGCAGGUCGCCUAACCAAGGACUUCGAGUACUUAGAGUUGGAGACUCUCAUCAAAAAUGAAUAUCAACAAAUGAUUUCGGAUCGGAUAACAUUCAUAAGUAGACAAUAUUCAAACUUGAGGAGGAUGGAUGAAACUUUGCAAAACGGAGCCCAAGUCAAUACGAUCGCAAUACCGACACUGGUGAGCGGUCUCUACUUAAGUUUUGGAGUGAUUGCAUUUAUAUUUUCGGACUUUUCAUCGAAAACGCCGCUUCAGUUGCUAGUGGGAAUUUACCAGCUGUUGGUAUUAGCCGUCAUCGAAGAUUUCGUUUGCAGCUGUGCCCAGGAGUAUCAGGACAGGUUUGAGAAAGUAUAUCUAGAAAUUUGCAAGUGGAACUAUUGUUCAUUUAAUGUCAAGAACAUGAGACUGUACGCUCUGUUGUUGACACUGACCCAAACUCCUCCCACAUUCAAUUUGAUAUAUACCACUGCCGUCUCUAGACAAUUUGAAUUGCAGGGAAGAGCUCCACCAAGGAGUCAUCCCCGCCUUAUGUUCCUCUGUCUUAGGGCAGCUCUUCUCGAAAGCCCGUAUCAUAGCGGAGCAGACGCGGUCGGCGGCCUCGUCAAUCUCCUCGAAUGUCUGGUGUUUUCUUGGUAA